Molecule: messenger RNA, 933 nt
Organism: Pelecanus crispus (Dalmatian pelican)
Lineage: Eukaryota; Metazoa; Chordata; Aves; Pelecaniformes; Pelecanidae
Source: RefSeq, a predicted model, not a curated record
GCCUGUGACAGACUGUUGGCACAUCGUGUUGAUACUAAAAUGAAAGGAAAUAAAGUGAAUGAAGUAUUGAAUAGAUUACACUUGGCCAUGCCAACCAAAAGAGAUAACAAGGAGCGGCUGCCUUUUAUACCUGAGGGAGCAGUAGCACGUAAGAAACGCAUGGAAGUAGACACACCCAGGAGGAAAUUGGAGAGAGAUCUUGAACUUGAAAUGGGAGAUGAUUAUGUUUUGGAUCUUCAGAAAUACUGGGACUUAAUGAAUUCAUCUGAAAAAUAUGAUAAGAUACCAGAGAUAUGGGAAGGUCAUAAUAUACUUGACUACAUUGAUCCGGAUAUAAUGAGAAAACUGGAAGAAUUGGAGAAGGAGGAAGAGCUGAGAGAGGCUGCUGGAGAAUAUGACAGUGAACCAGAAAGUGAAGAUGAAGAAAUGAUGGAAAUCCGACAGUUGGCACAACAGAUCCGAGAGAAGAAGAAACUGAAAAUCCUGCAGUCAAAGGAGAAAGAUACUCGAGGUCCGAGGAUGCCUAGAACAGCUAAAAAGGUCCAGCGGAAGGUGCUAGAGAAAGAAAUGACUGAUCUUGGACUCGACAUGACUAAUAAAGAUGAUGCACAUUAUGUGAGAAGGUCCCGUAGUGUUACGAGGAAACGUAAACGUGAUGAGUCUGAAACCCCUAGAUCUAAAUCUGUGGCACGCAGUCGCAGCUCCUCUCGCACACCACGGGAUGUUUCUGGUCUUCGUGAUGAAAAGAUGGUGAAGAAGGUCAAGACCAUGGCAAAGAAAGCUCAGAAGAAAAUGAAUCGCCUGGGCAGGAAAGGAGAGUCGGACAGACACAUAUUUGACUUGAAGCCAAAGCAUCUGCUGGCUGGAAAGAGAAAAUCUGGUAAAACACAGAGAAGAUAAGGAGUCUUCUGAAUUAAAACUGAUUAAAACUAA